Molecule: messenger RNA, 819 nt
Organism: Gongylonema pulchrum
Lineage: Eukaryota; Metazoa; Nematoda; Chromadorea; Rhabditida; Gongylonematidae
Source: the annotation of a GenBank genome assembly
AUGUAUGGACCAGACAGACAAGCGUAUGUAAAAACGGAAUUUGGCGAAGUCAUUGAUAAGCCAUUGCACCAUCGCAAAUGUGAGCCACAAAAUGAGGAAUCAAUUUUGGUGCAGAAUCUGGACCGAGAAUGUCGCCGGAGCAUACGAAAAGGUGAAAAAACCCCGCGUGAAGCACACAUGGAGGGAUUAGGUAAAGCAGCUGAAAUUGGAGCUGAAAGUGUGGGCGCCUCGUUGCAAAAGCUCUUCCCACCAUGGGAUCGUGUGAGAAGUUCAUAUCUACGACAGAAAGAUCUGCAGAAGAAAGCAUCUCUGGCUACUGCCAUGAACGAGCAUCAGUUCAGUGGAGAAGAAGACGAAAGCAACAACAUCGCUCAUUACGCAGCAGUUGUUAAUCAGGACAACUGCUGUGAAGAUCAACCUCCUCCUGCUGUAGACCAACCUGCAGUGGAGCUCUCACCAGCGAUGGUUGCCCUGAAGAAUCAAAUAAUGUUCGAAGUGCAGCAAACAAUCCGAAAUGAGGUCACCCGAGCGGUAAGCCGUGCUGCUGUGGCGAUGGAGCAACGAAUCGAGACAAAAAUUAUGCAAAUUUUCGAUGAGAUAUUUCGAAAAGCUGACGAUGAUGUGGAGGUAGCGGAAAUUGACGAAUACGCGAUGCAGCAAUUCCCAUCGACAUCCGAAAAUUCAACCUUCUUAUCACCAAAACGACAACGUUUUGAAAAUACUGAAACGUAUGAAAAACGUACCGACGGACCGUUCUCAAUUCCUGCAUGCUAUUUGUCGCGGAAUCGUGACAAUUCCGGCGAAAUUCGCGAAAAAUAA